AUGUCUCCUGUUUUCGUGGCUUCUGGCGCAAGUAUCCUAUCCUCGCCGUUUUCUCUGACCUUACAGGUCAUCCCGCCCGCUCUUAUGCUGAUCCUGCCGCUGGUGUCGACCAUCCUUUUAGCUCUUUCUUCACCUUUUAGUCGAAACAGACUUGUGCCAAAUAUCCUUUUGGCACUCAAUGCCGUCCUACCAGCCAUUGCUGGCGGACUUGGCCUAGCAGCCUCACAAAACCAUGUUCAGCUCCUUCAGCGGUUCUGGAACGUGUCUCGGGUCCUGCACGCGUGUCUCUUAUCUGUGAGUUCGCUGUACGUGUUAUUCGUGGCCACGACGCCAGUUUCCGUGGUUCCGCACCGCGCAUUCCGUUUCGUAUUGGUUUUUGUAACAACAUUCCUUGUCUGCGAAACGAUCGCUGGCUCAAUCACAACAACUCCGGCUUUGCUUUCACCCACAUUCUCUCUUAUCUCACGGAGCCUUCAACUGCCUCUCGCUGUUGGGGUCUUCUUUGAUAUACGUUCUGCCAUGCAUCAAAACACCAUGGCAGCACCGCUCACCAAGACGUGUGAAAAACACCGAGCAGGUCCCGAGAGAACACCUCGCCCGUCCAUUUUUCCAAAUAGAUCUGGGCGGGUCAGUUCACCCACUCCUGACACCUGGCCCUUUCCAGGGUCACUUGCGCAUCCUCAGCCGACAUACAGCCACUCGUCGGCUAAGGGUACAAGCGCAGUUGUAAAUCUUCCCCCGUCGCUCACACUCACUCACACGCACCAAGAAGAUAGCGUGACGUCUGAGGAAGCAACUCGCGGGUGUUGUAAGGAAAUGCGUCUUGCCGUAAUUAUCUUAGUGGCGCAGGCAGCAGCUGUGGUGUGUGCUGCUCUCCAGAUUGCUGUAGCAAUUAUUUCAGAUGGUUUCCCGUCGUGGGUCGCUUUGCAAGUACGCGACUCGCUGACAACAUCUCCGUAUCAACCAUGGAGAAGCUCCGACAUAACGGACGCCUCAGGACUUGGUAUCGCUCACUCCGUUUGUUUGCUUGUCUGGGCAGUGGGAGUUAUCAAUUGCCUUUAUUUGCUUCCGUCUGUAAAUCAGACCCUGUCCACUUCUCACAAGCUUACAGAAGGUUCUUCGGUGCCGAAACCUUUGGAAUUCACCAACCCUCGCACGCCAAAGCCCUCGCUUUCACGAUGCAUGUCUUCAGACUCUGCAUCCGAUUUUCUCUCCAUGCGGGAUCCUUUCGCUUCCCCACCUCCUCCGCCGCCGCCACCGCCUCCCACCGUCGGCCUGGGACUUUUCGAUUCAAAUCGUGUGCAAUUUGGUGACGUUGCAGCUCAGUAUCGUUUUCCCGCGCCCAAAGCCAGGAAAGCAAAAGCAGGACGCAAGAGGCGAAUUGGAAUGAGAGUGAGAGCGUUGGAACAUCAAGCCUCCGCUCAAACUCUACUCCCUUUGCGUCCCCCUCCGGCUUACAUCAGCGAGGGUGAACGUGGUCUUGGAGAUGAGGUCCUUCUAGCGCAGCUCCUUCUUCAAUCUCUGACGGCAGGCACUGAAGUGGAACUCAGUAGCCCGACGAGGGUGACAGCAACGAGCCAUCUGUUGACCUUCCCUGAGCCUACUGCGCAGAUUGAGAGGCUGGGAUCAAGGUGGAGUGCUAGCACUGCGGCUCUAUCGGUGUCAACAAGCACUGCUUGGAGCGAAAAGAAAUCAAGGGCGUCUACUAGCACUUCCGCCUCCGCACGCGCAGCCGGGAGGAAAAGUUCGGAGGCGAGAAAGUCGACUGCUACGGGAAUCUCGGCUUCCUCCGUACCAUCGACCUAA
Messenger RNA from Suillus paluster, 1806 nucleotides. RefSeq lists its product as uncharacterized. The coding region runs from base 1 to 1806 and encodes 601 amino acids. NCBI's taxonomy places the organism in Eukaryota, Fungi, Basidiomycota, Agaricomycetes, Boletales, Suillaceae. The record is from RefSeq and is a predicted model, not a curated record. The transcript is spliced from 4 exons.